This is a messenger RNA of Oryza sativa Japonica Group (Japanese rice), 2253 nucleotides long. RefSeq lists its product as uncharacterized. NCBI's taxonomy places the organism in Eukaryota, Viridiplantae, Streptophyta, Magnoliopsida, Poales, Poaceae. Gene Ontology annotation, molecular function: acyltransferase activity, transferring groups other than amino-acyl groups. The record is from RefSeq and is a predicted model, not a curated record.
CCUCUCCCGCCCAAAACAAAAUAAAACUCCAAACCCACCUCCCCUCCCCCCAAAUCUCGCUUCCCAAGGAAACCGUGAGAGAUCAGACGCCGCGCGCCGCGCUCGAGCUCCUCCAAUUCCCCACGCCGCGAUCCAUUCCGACCAGCUAGGGAUCUCGCGCUUCUCCUUCUCCUUCUCCGAUGGGGAGGCCGCGGAAGCCGGCGAAGCCCGCGGCCGCGGCGUCCUCCUCCGCCUCCGCCGCCGCCGCCUUCUCGAUCGGCAACUGCAAGGUGGAGAUCCACGGGAGCAGCCUGAGGUGCCAGUCCACGGAGCAGGAGGAGGAGGAGCUCACCAUUUCUGGGCCCAGGGGCGCGAAGAUCGUCGUGUCUGUCGACGGGGCCAAGAGUUCUUCAGUUGGUGACGGUUUUGAUUUCAUCCUUCUCAGUCCGAGUGAUGUCAAUGAGCGAAACAAGGCAUUGCUUCAGGAGGUACUAUUGCUUUAUAAGCAAGAACUCCCAACUAUGGAUUAUGCUGCUAACACUGGAAGGAAGUCAGGGUUUCUCGAAAAAUGCGUGACAAAUGGGAAGUACAAGACUCUAGUUCUGAGCUCUACUGCAGGUUAUGAAGAGGUAACAGCUGCCUUAUCAUAUCAGCUAGUGCCGGCUGACACACAGUAUGCUGAAAUACCUCUGGCAGUCGUGAGACCUCCUUAUCAACGUGUGGGUAUAGGUCAGCUCUUGUACAAGGAGCUUAGCCAGAGGCUUCGAAAUGUUGGCGUCACAACCAUAUUCUGCUGGGCAGAUAAUGUCUCAGAAGGAUUUUGGCUUAAACAGGGUUUUGAAUCUGUUGGAGAGGUAGAUACUAAAGGCAAGAUUUGCAGAAUUCCAGUAAGGGCCGAUAUCAAGAGGGCAUUAUGCUUUCCAGGUGGUUCAAUGCUUAUGGUUUCACAUCUGAAGGAUUUGCCAGCUCCUCAAAAGAGUUUACUUUCAUCUCAGCAAACAUAUCAGUUUCACACGUUUGCACCAGAUAGCAUCUCUCCAAGUGAUACCGGUACUUCAACUCCCUCCUGUGAAAAAUUGCUUCCGCAGACAGUUGCAUGCCACAAGGUCAGCAAGACUGCAGCAGUGGAAAAAAAUGAAGAUUUCCAUGGUACCGGAGGAUGUUCAUUUUCUGACCAACAAGAAAAUAAACGUACACAUGAAACCUCAUCAUCUUCACUAAAGUCAAAAAGAGUAAGAUGUUCCCAACAUUCUGACCAUCACCAAGACAUGAAUCAAAAUGAGAUCUGUGGCAAACCCCUUUCUAUAAGCAACACCCCCAUACAUGAAAAUUCAGUGCAUCUGAUGCCCAACGAACUUUCUAAUCCAAGCAUGGUAGGUCAUGUUAAAAGCAAAAUAUCAGGAGAUGCAAAGGCCAAUAUCAGUUCCAAUGGAAGUCCUUCUGUUAUGCUCAUGAAUAUUGCCGAUGAAACAAAGAAGACACAACUUAUAGAGGUAGUUGAGAUGCUUGGCGGAGUAGUCACUUGUGAAGGAAAUUCAUGUACUCAUGUCAUUACUGGAAAAGUUCGAAUGACUAUGAAUUUCUGUAUUGCUUUGUGCUCUGGAGCCUGGAUAGUUUCUCCAAAGUGGCUGAAGGAAAGCUUCAAAAAAGGGAAAUUUGUAGGAGAAGCAGAAUAUGUUUUUCAAGAUGAUGAAUUUAAGGUGAAAUACAAGUCUGAACUGAGAGAUGCAGUUGUGAGAGCUAAAGAGAGGCCUUGCUCAUUAUUUUCUGGCUACACUUUCUGUCUGACGAAGAACAUCCAGCCCUCCGUCAAUGUUCUCUCUCGCAUCAUUAAAUCUUCUGGUGGCAAGCUCAUCAAUAAGCUGGAUGACAUAACUCAGCCCUUGAAGACAAUCUUCUUAGCGUGUGAAGAAGAUAUGGAACUUGCAUUGGAUGCUGCAAAAAGAGGCAUCAAAACAUUCAGCGGUGAGUGGUUCUUGAGCUGUGUCAUGACACAAGAGCUUGACCUUGAGGCCCCUCAGUUCACUGAAUCUCUCUGAUAGUAGGCCUGUAGUUUUAGUCAAUACAGACUUCAUCCUAACUAAUACCUCGUUAGUUGGAACUGUAAAUUAUUCUUUUGGUAUCUGAACGGUUAAUGUUUAUGUGUAAAUAUGAACAUUAUAUUUUUUUAGACCUCUAUAAACUAUCGAGCUAUAUUUAUGCUCGGAAACUUUGGUGCAAUUGUUGUAUGAUUUGAAUGAAUAUUCUUAAGUUCUAACCGGGCUAAUCUGGUAA